AUCUCCAUGUGAAGAUGGAAAUCGCCAUGUCUCUCUUUGGAGCACUGCAGCCCCUAACGCUUGUUUUCUUUUCAUUCUUUCUUUCUCUAUUACAAGUUAUCAUUCUACGUGAAAUUUUUAGGGCUGGAAGGCUCUUACCGUCAACCGGCCACACCCCAGCCACCUACCCCAUUAUAGGUUGCUUGAUAUCUUUCUACAAGAACCGCAACCGUUUGCUUGACUGGUAUACUGAGCUCCUGGUCGAGUCAUCCACCAACACCAUAGUGGUACGCCGGUUCGGUGCACCACGGACCAUUGUGACGGCGAACCCAGAAAACGUUGAGCACAUGCUCAAGACCAACUUCAACAACUACCCUAAAGGCAAGCCCUUUACUGAGAUUCUUGGGGACUUUCUUGGGUUUGGGAUAUUCAAUGUGGAUGGUGAGCUAUGGCGAACACAGCGCAAGCUAGCCAGCCAUGAGUUCACCGCCAGGUCAUUGAAAGAAUUUGUCGUGAAUACACUUGAGGAUGAAGUGGAAAACCAGCUAUUGCCUUUAUUAGAGUCACUGGCAAAAGCAUCUAAAGUGAUUGAUCUGCAGGAGCUGCUGAGGAGACUUAGCUUCAACAUGAUUUGCAAGACUUUAGGAGUAGAUCGAUAUAGGUGACCUUCGGAGCCUGUGUCUCCAUUUGACAAAGCUUUUGACAUCGCAUCCGAGGUGUGUGCAAAGCGUGGAGCCGCACCUUUGUUCAUUGUCUGGAAGAUCAAGAAAUGGCUAGGUGUUGGAUCGGAGAGGAGACUCAAGCUUGCCGUUGAUGAAGUUCAUGCCUAUGUCACAGAGAUGAUUCGGGAUAAGAAGAGAAAGAUCGAAAAGGAAGGCAAAGAAAGGCACAGUGAAGAUCUCCUGUCUCGUUUGAUAUUGGCAAAACAUGAAGAGAUGGUGAUAAGAGACAUGGUGAUCAGUUUUAUCAUGGCAGGAAGGGACACAACUUCGGCAGCAAUGACAUGGCUCUUUUGGUUGCUUUCUCACAACCCAGGUAUAGAACAAGAGUUGGUGAAAGAAACAAGGCUGGUCAAACCGAAGCUGUUAGAUUAUGAAUCGUUGAAGGAACUAAAAUUGUUGAAGGCUUGCCUUUGCGAGUCCAUGAGGCUCUACCCUCCUGUUGCCUGGGACUCGAAGCAUGCCAUAGCUGAUGACUUGUUGCCCGAUGGAAUUCCAGUCCGGGCAGGAGAUAGAGUUACUUACUUCCCCUACGGAAUGGGAAGGAUGGAAGCAUUGUGGGGAGAGGACUGGCUUGAGUUCAAACCGCAGAGAUGGUUUACAGAAUCAAACUACAGUGAAAGAGUACUAAAGAAGGUAUCUCCCUAUAAGUUUCCAGUUUUUCAGGCCGGUCCAAGAAUUUGUCUUGGCAAGCAGAUGGCCUUUCUUCAUAUGAAAUAUGUGGUAGCUUCCAUACUUCAGCAGUAUGAGAUCAGACCGGUGGGUUCAGAUAAACCAGUUUUCGUUCCUCUCCUGACAGCUCACAUGGCCGGCGGCCUAAAGGUUCUGAUUCACAGGAGAGACUAA
Messenger RNA from Carica papaya (papaya), 1544 nucleotides. RefSeq names its product cytochrome P450, family 94, subfamily B, polypeptide 2 (gene CYP94B2). Gene Ontology annotation, molecular function: monooxygenase activity; iron ion binding; oxidoreductase activity, acting on paired donors, with incorporation or reduction of molecular oxygen. The record is from RefSeq and is a predicted model, not a curated record. Lineage: Eukaryota; Viridiplantae; Streptophyta; Magnoliopsida; Brassicales; Caricaceae.